AUGCUUUUGUCAGAAAACUUACGGGGGAAUGUCGCCGGCUUCUCUGCCUGUUUGGGCAGAGAGAAGGAGAGUGACAGACCUCAGCAUGUCUCUACCUGCAGUGUUCCGGCUCUGGAGAGGAGACAAGGAGGAGAAGAUGGUAGCUCCCAGCUGAACCUGAGCACCAACUGGUCUGAAGUGGAGCCUGGGCCUUCGGGUUGGAGCAAGGGAGCUGCUACCCCAAAAGCUCCUGAACCCAUCAAGUUUUUCCCAUCUUCACUAGAGCAGGAAAAGCAAGAGACGGAAACUUACAUUUGCCUCUUAAAGGAUUUUUACCCCGAUGUUAUCAGAAUGCAUUGGAAGGAAGAGGGGAGCGAUAAGAUCUUGGAGUCCCAGCAGAGUGACCCAUUCCAGGUGAAGGACAAGUACUGGCAGUUGAGCUGGUUGACUGUUACUAAAUCGUCCCCGGGGAAAAUUUACAAAUUGAUAUACCGACAUGAGAAGACUGGUCGGGUAGAAAACGAAGAGCUGUUUCCGGCACCAGCUUCUGUCCCCACCACCACUUCUCCAGCAGCCUCUACUAUGGUUGAAACUUCUGUCCCCACCACCACUUCUACAGAAGCCUUUACUACGGUUGAAACAUCCGUCCCCACUACCACUUCCACAGAAGCCUCUACUACAGUUGAAACUUCUGUCCCCACCACCACUUCUACAGAAGCCUCUACUACAGUUGAAACUUCUGUCCCCACCACCACUUCUACAGAAGCCUCUACUACAGUUGAAACUUCUGUCCCCACCACCACUUCUACAGAAGCCUCUACUACGGUUGAAACUUCUGUCCCCACCACCACUUCUACAGAAGCCUCUACUACAGUUAAAACUUCUGUCCCCACCACCACUUCCACAGAAGCCUCUACUACGGUUGAAACUUCUGUCCCCACCACCACUUCUACAGAAGCCUCUACUACAGUUGAAACCUCUGUCCCCACCACCACUUCUACAGAAACCUCUACUACGGUUGAAACUUCUGUUCCCACCACCACUUCUACAGAAGCCUCUACUACAGUUGAAACUUCUGUCCCCACCACCAUUUCUACAAAAGCCUCUACGACAGUUGAAACUUCUGUCCCCACCACCACUUCUACAAAAGCCUCUACUGUGAUUGAAACUUCUGUCCCCACCACCACUUCUACAGAAGCCUCUACUAUGGUUGAAACUUCUGUCCCCACCACCAUUUCUACAGAACAUUCUACUACAGUUGAAACUUCUGUCCCCACCACGACUUCUCCAGAAGCCUCUACUAUGAUUGAAACUCUUCGCUCCACACUUUCCCCUCCAGCCAGGGAGGCCUGCACCACUGGUCCAGUUAAACAAGUUCUCCAGUCGGUGAACACGUAUGCCUAUUACACCUACACCAUCCUUCUGCUCAAGAGCACCACAUACUGCAUCUUCAUGCUGUUCCUUAUUUAUAAAAGAAACAUGGCCAGUGGCAAGUGGAGAGAACUGGCCAGUUGCCAUCUCCAGAGAAAUGUGUGAGGGCCAACAGAAUUUUCCUGGACCACACUCACAACUUCUCUUCGGAUCUGCACACAAGGAGCAGAGCGGCACAAGGCUGUUUGACGUGUUAUCGUUAUUGCAGUUACAAGCAGUUCUUCUAUGUAAUCACCAGGCAGAGCUUUAUUUUAUGAUUUUAUUUUUAAACUGUAGAAGAAAGUGUGUGGUUUUAACAAGCCCUCUUUCAUUGAUUUUGCUUUUAUGUUCUGGGCUUAGUUUUAGAUUUAUCUCUUAUAUUCUUCGUCAGUCGAUCUAGUCACAUAAAUGAAAGCACCACUACCCGUGCUAUCAAAAGUUGUGGAACUGUUCUUCUCUCGCUCCCAUCAAUAAUUGAUUUGUAAAUGCUUGUCUCCCCCAUGGGAUUGUAAAUUUCCACCCCGAAUCCUUAGCCUGUGAGCCCCAGGUAGGGGCAGGGAUUGUGUCUGAUCUGUUUUAUUUACCUCAGUGUUUAGUACAGUGCUGGCACUUUAGAAAUGCCACAAUUAUUAUUAGCUUCAUCAUUAUUAAGAGCCUUGUGUCUGGGACUGUUUUUCAUUUAUACUGAUGGCUUCUAUGAUAGGCACUCAAUAAGCUUCUACGAU
This is a messenger RNA of Tachyglossus aculeatus (Australian echidna), 2114 nucleotides long. RefSeq names its product mucin-5AC-like. The record is from RefSeq and is a predicted model, not a curated record. NCBI's taxonomy places the organism in Eukaryota, Metazoa, Chordata, Mammalia, Monotremata, Tachyglossidae. The transcript has 21 exons. Bases 1 to 1515 code for a protein of 504 amino acids.